AUGUGUGUUCAUCAUGCGGUCACAACACGCUUUCCUUCUGAGUGGACAGCAGAUCGCCACUCUCACGGACCCUCUCUUAUAAACCAAGGGAACUCAUCAGGUUUGCAUAUGGAUUCGUCGGUUGUGGGUUCAGACAAUCUCGUUGCCAGCCGACUCACCUCGAUUUCACACGAACGCCUGCUCAAUCGACUCGAUAGACCCCAAUCUUCCUCAUUCUUCCCACGCCAAGAAGGACACAUUUUCACCGCAGCAUCCGGACUCCACCGCCAUGCCACUUCAAGGAUAGACGAGGAACAGGAAGCCGUUUCCAGCACGAGUGAAAUAGAAGAUAUGUGUAUCGAUAAUUCGAGUGAAGACAGUCUUAACGGUGCACCGCAUUUAAAUGGGACUUCUGGUUUGGUGCAAUAUCCAAAUGCUGUCGGCUCCGCGCCCUCUCCUAAGGUGACUUCUAACAAUUCCCACUGUCGAUUACGUACCGCACUUCUCACAUCAUCCAAGCGGCUUACCUCUCAACCUGUCAUAGAUCGUCCCAGCGCAGAAAGCGCCGUCCAGAUUGACCAGACUAGCUCAGUUCCUGCACAUCGUCCAUCUCUAAUCGCUCCCAUCAUCAUCUCAGAAGAUCAAUCUUCCGCACUGGUAACGACAGCCGCGGUGGGACUGUCCGUACGUCAGCCACUGUGUCAAACGAGUGAAGCUUAUGUGCGCUCCUCCACAUUUGAAGAGGAAUCUACCUCUUUCAGGGAUCAAACUCGUCCACCUUCUGCCAAUGCUUCGGUUCGUGCACCUAUCGUGACGUCGGAGGCCAACUCGUUGACCCUUGCACGACCACCAUCGGCUUCAUUCUAUGUUCAUCGCCGAAUGUCCACUGACUCAAGCAUCAACUGCCGAUCCCUUUCAUCGCAGACCAAAUCCAUUAGCCAACCACAAUCCCCUGAGUUCCAUCCUCGACGUGCCUCACUCCCGGUCAGUCCCUGUCGACUCCCGAUGAAGAAACGCAAGCUGAACUGGAGUCAGUUGGACAGUGAUGCGCUCCUUUGUAGUCCCGCCACUCCCAGUGACCUCAACCAGUGCACGUCAUCAUCUUGUUCGUCGUUUGAUUUUUCCUUUUUAAACGUUCCAAAAUCCCCGGCUACUGCUGCCACUGUUGGCAACAUUUCGGACGUCACCUCCUCUCUUACCCCUUCGUUGCGGUCCUCACAGCCGUCACCCUACCUUUCUUUGCCAAGCCACAGUCCUCUCAUCAUUAACUGCUCUCCAGAUUAUCCAUCAUCCAGUCUAUCUCGGACAAACCACAGAAACAAUCCAAUCAUCGCAACUUCCAGCAUGCCUUCAACAAGUUCUUUUGAAGACCGGAGGCCUCGUAGCAUCCCAGCUCCGCUCACUUCUACCCAAAUAACAUCAGGAGGUCUAGCUGCUAAAAAGCUGGAAAAAAAUGAUGUUUCCAACUCCGCGAGUAACAUCUCGCAAGGUACCGGCACACUGCACAACCUCUUUGUGUCCACCCGAAGCCCAGUAGUGCGACCACCUACAAACACGAAGAACUGCGCAGAAUACUCUAAGCGGUCAUCACUGCUUAUACGCUCUCUACCGACAACCACGUCACACCCUACACAAGUGAAUCGGAUUAACGAUUGUUUGCAUUCGAUUGUUGCACCUUCCUCGGAGGAGGUGGCAAACUUGGUACGGUCUCAGUCAUCGUUUAUUGACAGCAUGAAGAGACGUCACUCGAUGGACUUUUCAAAAUCUUCGUCCUACCAACACCAACCAUACAACGGGUUUUCGUCUGCCAAACCUAACACUACUGCGGUUUCAAACCAACUCAACGGCCCCACGUCCGUGUUAAGUUCUGUUUUUAGUCCUUCAAACAAACACCCUGUGUUUGGUCGUACACGUUCGGUGAUGGCCAUUGACCAUAACCCUUCAAGUCUGGCGGCCGAACAGGCAAAUACUAACACGCAAGUUUCAUCAGCUAUCUCGGGCAACACAACGUGUACUACUGACCGUCCUGUGGCCAAACAACGGACCGGUUUCGAUUCUGUCCCAGAUUUGCCUCAGCUGAUGCGUCGUUGGCUGGAAAUGGCUGAGAAUACAACACCCUCUGAUGCAACCAGUUCCUGUGUAAAAUCCAGUGAGGAUCCUGUGAACUCGCCACUUUUGUGUGCUCCGUUGACUAACCAUAACACUAAGUUUGAACCAACCCUCGUGCUUUCUUCGAACCCCGAAUCCGAGCGCCAGGGUUUAUCGUCGACCGACACACCUCAUAAUGCACAAAUUAUAAUGAUGCUGUCACCGGCCGAUGUGACCCCCACACUGGACUCGUCUAAACUAACCGCUGCAGAUGAUGUCAUCAGUUUGGCCGAUCAGCGGAUAUCUAAACUUGACUCGGUCGUCCGUCUUGGUUCGAUGAAAUCCAGUUUUCCCCUGUUUCUCGUUUCCGCCUCUUCCUCGGCUGGAGCUGCCGCUCUUGCUGCAGCCACUGCCCGUGCGACCGGUGCUCCCCCUUCAAGUUUGGUCCCCGUCCCAGUACAGAUCUCCUACGUACCUACUUCGAGUAUUGCUGCCAAAACAGAUUCUUCUCAACAAACGGUCAGUCUGUUGAGUUCCAUCACCGCAUCUUCCAAGUGUGACGAUCGUUCACCUUUGGAACCACCGGAACAGCGUCAUUUGAUCUCUUUGAGUACCUCUGUGACUAACGGCAAGCGUGGCAAUGACCCUCAACCGCCGCAAUGCAAGACUCCCCUGUUAUAUGACGCCUCUUGUCUAAUCGGAUCGUUGGAUAACAAACUGCUUGACUCGUCCAAUAUCGAACUGGUUGUGGGGUCAAAAAAUACCGGUGGAAUCGCGUUGUCCUAUCCCCCAACCGCUGUCGCACACCCUAGUGCUUAAGAGAAGUGGAUUUUCCAAACUUACUCACCUGCUACUCAUAAUGGAGCUUGGUGGUAUCUGUUGUUGUUUUCGAAUAAUAUGCCCCGAAAUCCCGACAGGCGUACACAUCCAUAUGGAUUCGCACGCGUCUGGAAGAAUAACCAGUUCAUCUUUGUCAUUCUGGUUAUGGGUCGACAGCGCUCAGUUGUACUAGUAAUAUUACUCCUCUUUCGUUGUUUCAGUGAUCCGUCCCCACCCAGGAAGACUCUUCGUGCACCUUCCCUUACCAACCUCUUCUGGCACGCCGGCAUAUCGUAGCUUCUGGGUAGUCAUUUCCAGCUUACUAGGCUCUAUUCCACUCUCAGCCCAUCAUGUUUCCACUCUCCCUGUUGUCCUAUCAUGUUUUUUUAAAGAAACGUUUUCUUGAUGCAAUUGUGAUGUAGCCCGUUCCUCUGAUUUUCACAUUCGAAUCUUUGAUCGCUUUCCGGAAUCCUUAUUCGCCAACCUGAAAUGCGUAGGUCGCCAACCCGUCACCAGCUAAUUCGGAUUCCACUGGUGAACCGCGUCUUUUUGCAUUUUGCUAGACAUAAAAAUGGUCUCGUUAAACCGGUGUUGUUUCCGCCGCCGUCGUCUUUGAAUUGUUUUCUCUCUCUCUUUCUCCUACUCUUAGUGUCUUAGUUUUCGCUUUCAGUGAGACGGGCCCUAGCGAUCCCCCCUGCCCCUUUGCGCUCACUGGACAGUCAAUCGAUCAUCCAUCUGAAAGUUGUCCAAUCCCCGUGUUGCUUUGCGUGUAUGUAUGUGAGAGUAUACAUGUGUUUUCACCGCCGCCGCAGCUGCUGUUGUUUUUUCCCCGAGCACACCACAUUUUUAGGUCUAUUUUGACUUUCGCGCAUGGAAUUCCCCCAUAUUAGGCUCCAUUUGUUUGGUUGAGUUAACUACUAAUAUUAAUCAUAAUAUGCUGCUGAUGCACUUGUCGUUCCCCCAUUUUACAUUUCUUUUCUGUUUGUUUGUUUGUUUUUUCUCUCGUGUUGUUUGUUUGUGCCCUCUGCCAUUUUCAUCUCUUUUUCAAGCUUACUAUUAGAACCAUUGUUCUUUUUUCGGUGUGUUGGCAAGAAAGGUACCAUGGGCUGUUGACUUACUAAUUUCCAAACUCGAUUCCCUUUUUCCCCCUUUCUACGUUUAAAACCCCUCCCGCAAGUCGCCAAUACCCGAGACUGUCAUCUUUUGUCGUUGUCGUCUAUAUUUCUAAAAAUUAUACUUACAUUCUCUGGAGCGAAU
Messenger RNA from Opisthorchis viverrini, 4143 nucleotides. RefSeq lists its product as hypothetical. Lineage: Eukaryota; Metazoa; Platyhelminthes; Trematoda; Opisthorchiida; Opisthorchiidae. The record is from RefSeq and is a predicted model, not a curated record. The transcript is spliced from 5 exons. The coding region runs from base 1 to 2886 and encodes 961 amino acids.